AUAACAUACAGCCGAGUAUCUGUUACGACGAGGAGAAAUACACAGAUGACCAACGACUCAAAAUAUUUGCCUCGAAUUUUGAAGACAUGUUAAAUAGAUAUGAGGUAAAAAAACUUGAAUCGGUUGACCUGGUGUUUAUUCCGGUACUUCAAGGUGACCACUUUUAUGUCUUGUGCUUCAACUUAAAAACCGGCAAAAUUGAGCUGAUUGACAAUUCAGCUACAAAACAAGAGUUUAAGGAAAGAUACAAGGGGCUCCCAGACACACUGAGAAGGGUAUUGGUUUUAUACCUACAAAAUGCUUUAAAACCAACACCGGCUAUACAACAACUUGCAACCUCAGUGAUAGAAAGAAAAGAAAUGGAUUGGAGGACGAAAAAUAACGGCGUAGACUGUGGAGUGUUUACAAUGCGUCACAUGGAAACGUACAAAGGAGACCAAAAACCAUGGGUGACAGGAUUUGUGAAUGAAGAUGAAGUAAACAACAGAUUGGAACAAAACAUACACCAAAGUGGUGGUGUGGGGCAAAGGUGGGUGACGGUGUUGGUGGUGGUGGCGUUAGGUUUGGUGGCGGAGUUAGGUGUUGGUGGGUAG
This is a messenger RNA of Helianthus annuus (common sunflower), 593 nucleotides long. RefSeq lists its product as uncharacterized. The transcript has 3 exons. Bases 87 to 593 code for a protein of 168 amino acids. Gene Ontology annotation, molecular function: cysteine-type peptidase activity. The record is from RefSeq and is a predicted model, not a curated record. Gene Ontology annotation, biological process: proteolysis. Lineage: Eukaryota; Viridiplantae; Streptophyta; Magnoliopsida; Asterales; Asteraceae.